GGCGGUGAAGAUAAAGGUAUAAGAUGCGGCGGCGGGCUGCCGAUUAUCGGCGCCCGGUUAGAAGGAGGGUAUCAUGUUGGAUCUGGUCACUUCUUGCUUUAUUCUCAAUUGCAGGUUUCGUUUUGUUUGUAUUUCAUCAUCACCAUAAUGACCACCUGGAUCAUGUUGAACAACCUAUUCUGGAAAGAGAGUCUAGGGGUGAGCAGGUUGUUCAUGAGCAGCGUAUGAAUCUCACACAAGAGAUGUUAAGUGUUAAUUCAUAUGCCAGACAAUUAGCAGAGCAAACGACACUAGCCAAAGCUUACAUCAUUAUAGCAAAAGAGCACAACAACCUUCAUCUUGCGUGGGAGCUAAGUACAAAGAUAAGAAGUUGUCAACUUUUACUCUCAAAGGCUGCAAUGAGAGAUGAGCCGAUUUCUCUAGAUGAAGCUGAGCCAAUCAUAAGAAGUCUAUCUUCUCUCAUCCUUAAGGCACAGGAUGCCCAUUAUGAUAUUGCUACCACUAUGAUGACAAUGAAAUCACAUAUUCAAGCUCUUGAAGAGCGUGCCAGUGCUGCAUCUGUUCAAAGUAUGAUGUUCGGACAGUUAACAGCUGAGUCUCUGCCAAAGAACCUGCACUGCCUAGAAAUCAAGCUCAUGGCUGAUUGGCUUACAAAAAAGUCGCUGCAGGAUUUUGCUGAUGAGAGGAGAAACUCACCUCGUCUAGUAGACAAUAACUUGUAUCACUUCUGUAUAUUUUCAGAUAAUCUGUUGGCAGUUUCAGUAGUUAUCAACUCAACCGUGGCCAAUGCUGAUCACCCUAAGCAGCUAGUUUUCCAUAUCGUAACGGAUUCAAUACACUAUGGAGUGAUGCUGGCUUGGUUCCUGAACAAUGACUUUAAAGGUUCUACAGUAGAAGUACAGAAUAUUGACAACUUCACUUGGUUGAAUUCGUCUUAUUCUCCUGCUGUAAAGCAGCUAAUGGCGACAGACUCCAGAAAGUAUUAUUUUGACGGAUCUCAAGAUACAGCUGUCGAGCCAAAGUUCCGGAAUCCUAAGUAUAUAUAUUUGUUGAAUCACCUUCGCUUUUACAUCCCUGAGAUUUAUCCCCAGUUGGAGAAGAUUGUCUUCCUUGAUGAUGAUGUUGUAGUUCAGAAGGAUCUGACACCUCUCUUUUCACUGGAUUUGCAUGGAAAUGUGAAUGGAGCAGUGGAAACUUGUCUUGAAGCUUUUCAUCGUUAUUACAAGUAUCUCAAUUUUUCAAAUCCACUCAUCAGCUCUAAGUUUGAUCCCCAGGCGUGUGGAUGGGCAUUUGGUAUGAAUGUUUUCGAUUUGAUUGCCUGGAGGAAAGCAAAUGUUACUGCCCGAUAUCAUUAUUGGAUUGAACAAAAUGCUGAUAGGACGAUUUGGAAGCUAGGAACCCUUCCACCUGGACUAUUAGCUUUUUAUGGAAUGACAGAGCCACUUGAUCGGAGGUGGCAUGUGUUGGGAUUAGGUUAUGACGUGAAUGUUGACAAUCGCCUGAUAGAGAGUGCAGCAGUGAUUCACUUCAAUGGAAAUAUGAAGCCAUGGCUUAAGUUGCGCAUUAACAGGUAUAGGCCUUUGUGGGAACGAUAUGUAAAUCAGACUCACCCACACCUUCACGAUUGCGCUACACAUUGAAACGCUAUACUUUUCAAGUACGAUUACAUACUCGAUCCUCAUUCUUAAAGUUUUAGGAAUGUAUUUUACAUCAUUGUAGAGUUAGAAAUAGACAAUUUUGCCCUUGUAAGGAUUCUUCCCUAGUCUGCUUAUCAGUUUAGUAGUGUGAAAAGGAAAAUGAUAUUACACACUAGAGCAAGCAUGCAUUAAGAUAUAGGGUUUAGGGGAAUCACUUUUGGUUGAGAGGUUUUCUCUGUCUCUACAAAUGAUAGAACAAAUUUUUCUAGCAAUUUUUGUAAUAAUCUUGUUCGUUUGAUCACAUCUAGGUAGAUUUUAUCUUCAUAUUUUUGUUGUUCUGUACGCAGAUCCAAUUAUUUUGGUUGCUGUAACAUAUAAAUAUUGCAACAUAUGUAAGUGAUUUUAAUUGAUGAUAUGAUGCAUCAGGGCGACUAGACUACUA
Messenger RNA from Lycium ferocissimum, 2079 nucleotides. Its product is annotated as hexosyltransferase GAUT11-like. NCBI's taxonomy places the organism in Eukaryota, Viridiplantae, Streptophyta, Magnoliopsida, Solanales, Solanaceae. The coding region runs from base 24 to 1640 and encodes 538 amino acids. The record is from RefSeq and is a predicted model, not a curated record. The transcript is spliced from 2 exons. Gene Ontology annotation, molecular function: polygalacturonate 4-alpha-galacturonosyltransferase activity.